AUGGAUCUGGCAGCAGCUGGCAUGUUGGAGGAAGAUGCGGCGGCCGCGCAGCUGGGCCGUGAUGACUUGGAUGCAACCAUCCGGCUUCGCCCCUCUGAAGACAGCCUGAGCCACCUGGAGCUGCAGCUCCACGUCAGCCUCCCCCGCGCGUACGGCACAGCAGCACCCCCGCAGGCGGCUGGUCCAGGGAUGUCGUCAUUGCCACUGGCGGAACCGCCGGAUAGGGCGGCGGCGGAUGUGGGUCGCCCUUGCCUUCACGAGCUCUGUGAAAGGGCCCAAGCCGCCCUAGAUCAGUGGGCGGCGGCGGAGGGGGCCCCGGAUACGCGGGAGGGAGUAACGGAGCCGGAGGCGGAGAUGGAGGGGUCGGCAGCCGCAGCAAAGCUGCCGGCAGCGGGUGAUGGCGGUUGUGGCGCUUGCGGUAAUACGGCGGGGCUGCAGGUCCUGUUGAUACGUUUGGAUCACAUGCACAACCGGGCACUGUACGGCAAAAUAAUUGGAUCCUGGGUUCGGGAGCUGCGGCUGACGGGCCGUCUGAUCUUCCAGAAAAAUCUUAUUCUGCUGCUGCUGGAGGGUGACGGCGACGCGUUGCGAGAGUACCUUGUACGGCACCGUACGGAGAGCGUGGACGUCGAUUCCAGAGGGCGCAAGUGCAAGGAGCGCAUGAUGAACGUUGUCGUACAACAACCGGUGAGGCCAUCGAUGGAGGUCCCAGGGGGCCGGCAGUGGCAGCGGCAGCGGCAGCGGCAGGGGGGUGGGGGUGGGGGCGGCGGGGUUUGCCUCACCACCACCACCACCGACUGUGGCGGCAGUGGCGGCGGCGGCGGCGAGCACGUAUUUUCCAACUACAGGGAGGUUCAGUUGGAGUCGUUGGCCGAGGUGGGGGAGCUGCUGACGCGGGCGGGUCUGGGGAGUUGGCUACGGCAGGCGGCGGGGCUGCCGAAGGUCGGCUGGACGGACGUUUUUGCGCAGUGGAUCCAAUCCGGGGGAGGGGCGAGCUGCACAGUAACUGUCAGCAUGGCAAGCAGUCGCUGGCGGCGGAGUGGGGAUCCCGGCGGCAGCGGCGGCGGUAGCGGUGGCGGCGGUGGCGCGAUAGGGCCCUCGCUCGACGACUCCAGGGAAAAACUGAGCGAGUGGCAGCUCUUCACGCUUCAAACGUCGGCUGUACUCCGGAAGAAUGCGACGUUGCAGAGACGUGCCUGGGCUCAGAACCUCUGCCUGCUGGGGCUCCCCCUGCUGUUCUGUGUAUUGCUGCUGGUGCUACAGCGGCUGGUCAACUCGCAGUUGGGUUCCAGCGACGAGUAUCGUUGCGGCUGCAAGUGCCUAGACUGCUGUGACUGGGUUCCUGCUGGAGAAGGAGUGCAAGGUACGUGUGUACGGCAUAUCGUCUACGGCAUGAUAAGGAAAGGCGCGGAGAAGGAUUCCGCCGUUGGCCGCAACCUCAGUGCGCGGGUGCUACCCGCGGGCGGAGAUCGGGGUAUCGGACCGCGCAUCUUGAGGGCGGCGGAAGCCGUCUCCGCCCUUACCCAAAUCCUAUCUGAUUACGAUUUUCUGUUGGGUACGGCAACUGAUGCGCCGUACACGAAUCUGCUGGAGCCGGCGCUCAUUGUAGGGUCGCGCGUUCUGGGCGCUACAACCGGCACCGGCAGUAGCAGCGUCGUCCGCGGCGGCGGCGGCGGCGGCGGCCAUCUCCUUGGCGGUGGCGGCGGCGGCGGUGCCGCCGCCAGCGAGCCAGGAUUCUUCACUGACCCAGCGCAGGCUCUACCGCUGUACCACCUGUCCCGCAACUGCUCCGCCCUGACUUCGACUGACCGGCUGGUCCUCAACCAGCUGUCUUGCGCACUCAGUAGGGGCUUGGGACUGCCCCAGCUGCGAUGCGCUACCUGGCAGCCUGUCGUACAGCCCAGCGCCGCCGCCAUCGAGCGGGAGCUCUUCUGUGGCUGGGCGGGGACCAACUGCGUUGGCGGCGGCGGCGGCGGCGGCGGCGGCGGCGCCGUCAGCUUCUCCAAUGCGACGGCUCCUGGAGGUGUUGUUGGGCGAAGGAUGCUACUGCAGCAGCAUCAACAGGAACAGCAGCAGCAGCAAGGGCACGCGCCUGCGCCCUCUCCGAUAAUGGCAUCGCCGACACCUCCAUCAUCGUCACCAUCAUCAGCAUCAACAGAGUCAGGUGUGGCUGGAAUUAAAGGUACGGCACUUGGUACGGCGAGGAGUAACGGGUCGUCGCCAGCUGCCACGACAGCGGCGAAGAAGAUCGAAACCGUCAGCGAACGCAUCGUGCAGUAUCCAAGCGCCGUGUACGACUGGCGGAAGAGCGGGCCCAUGGGUCUUGAUCUUACAAUCUGGGUCAACAACAGCGAUGUUGGGGCAAGCGUGGCGCCUCGAGUGCAGCGUUGGCCAGCGGCCAUCAACGCCGCAAGCAAUGCUUGGAUGUCUGCUGCAGCGGCGGCGCGGGGCCAGGCCCAGGCGUGGGUGAUACGAUUGGCAGGUAUCAAGGGUUUCCCGACCCGCGGGUCACCUCUCCGUCUGGAUUUGGCCUCCCUGAUGGGCCCCCUGUUCUUCAUGUGGGUCAUGCAGCUGCUGCUGCCGACGUUCGUCCAUUCCCUGGUUUCGGAGAGGGAGAGCGGAGCGCAACUGCUAAUGCGGCAGCAGGGACUGCGAGCCGCACCCGCUGCACUGGCAUCAUAUUGCUGGUUCGUGGCGUUGUACGGCGUCUACAUGUCGGUGUUUGUGGGUUUCGGAGCGGCCAUCGGGCUCAACAUCUUCACCAAGACCGGACCCGGAGUGCAGGCGGUGUUGUACCUGGUGUGGGGUCAGACAAUGAUCUCUUGGGCCUUUUGGUUCGCGGCGUUUUGGGGAUCUGCGGGCGCCGCCACGCUGGCGGCCACCAUCACUGUCGUGCUGACGGGCCUGGUAGCGAACAUGAUUGUGGCGCAGUUCGUGAUGUCGGGUCCCUACUGGUUGGCCACAUUGCUGGAGGCCUUUCCGUCAUUUGCGCUUUUCCGAGGGCUGUGGGAAAUGAGCCAGUAUGCCUUCUUGGCAGCUGCAAAUGGAAGCCCGAAAGGACUGACCUGGUCGAGGUUGUACGACGAAGGCAACGGUAUGACGGUUGCCUGGGCGCUGCUCGCCGCGGUUACAGUUUGGUGCGCCCUGUGGACCUGGUACUGGGGCAAGCUAAACACCCUAAACACCCUAACACCCUAA
This is a messenger RNA of Volvox carteri f. nagariensis, 3198 nucleotides long. RefSeq lists its product as uncharacterized. The record is from RefSeq and is a predicted model, not a curated record. Bases 1 to 3198 code for a protein of 1065 amino acids. NCBI's taxonomy places the organism in Eukaryota, Viridiplantae, Chlorophyta, Chlorophyceae, Chlamydomonadales, Volvocaceae. Gene Ontology annotation, biological process: positive regulation of protein sumoylation; positive regulation of hypoxia-inducible factor-1alpha signaling pathway. The transcript has 22 exons. Gene Ontology annotation, cellular component: membrane. Gene Ontology annotation, molecular function: ABC-type transporter activity.